This is a messenger RNA of Paraphaeosphaeria sporulosa, 219 nucleotides long. RefSeq lists its product as uncharacterized. The transcript is spliced from 2 exons. The record is from RefSeq and is a predicted model, not a curated record. Bases 1 to 219 code for a protein of 72 amino acids. NCBI's taxonomy places the organism in Eukaryota, Fungi, Ascomycota, Dothideomycetes, Pleosporales, Didymosphaeriaceae.
AUGACACGCGCCAACGGGCAAUCCGCGUUUAUCAUGGUCUACAACAUCGUUUACGGCUUCAUAUGGGCGCACUUCUACUAUGUCAAAACUGCGAAGCACAGCCUGGAGGAGAUUGCUAUGGCGUUUGGAGACAGGGCGUUCACCGAUAAUGAUGAGGACGUGGUGGAUACUGCUACCGCAGGCAAGGAGAAGCACGAGCAGCUACGCAAGAAGGUUUAA